AUGGCCGCUACGGCUCGGUUCCGUCCAGCGGGAUGGCUGCGUAAAUCCGGUUAUGCCCCUCAGGUGUUUCUGUUCAGAAACCUCGAGUCUGGUCAAGUCAUCUACUCACAAGUGCCCGUCUUUUCACAGGCUCAAAUCGAUAAACUGUUCAAGAGACCAAAUUGGGAGAAUAAGAAACCUCUACCAAGACGUGAUAUUUGGAGAUGCAUGGCAGUUGUGGACGUCCCAACUUAUGAGACAGGCGUCACCUUGUACCAAAACCUUUGCCGAUUGCGAUACCUUCGUGACGUUAGCCAAAAAAAGACUGCAGAAGCAUUUCGCAAAAGAGACGAGUAUGGUCACGUUUGGUAUUCGGGGCAGUACCGCCCCACGUACGCCCAAGAGGCCGUUGCAGACCUGCGCGAAUCGCUUCGCGCUCUUGGCAUACCCGGCGCGCUAAGGGCUCAAAUACAUUGGGAAGACAAUUGGCGUAUGGGCGAUUUGGAUAAACACUGGACUCCCGUGCUGCCCAACGUGACCCACAACGUAAUUACCAAGUUAGGGAACUCUGUCCGCGAGGAAUCCCUCGUUCUCAGGGAGCUAGGAGAACGGGCUAAACAAGAAUUUGCCAAGUUGCGUGAAGCCAAACAAGAGUCUGACGGCGUCGAAACUUUGGCUUGA
This is a messenger RNA of Lachancea mirantina, 660 nucleotides long. NCBI's taxonomy places the organism in Eukaryota, Fungi, Ascomycota, Saccharomycetes, Saccharomycetales, Saccharomycetaceae. The record is from the annotation of a GenBank genome assembly.